Hemiscyllium ocellatum (epaulette shark) is the source of this 559-nucleotide messenger RNA. RefSeq names its product small nuclear ribonucleoprotein D1 polypeptide (gene snrpd1). NCBI's taxonomy places the organism in Eukaryota, Metazoa, Chordata, Chondrichthyes, Orectolobiformes, Hemiscylliidae. The record is from RefSeq and is a predicted model, not a curated record. The transcript has 4 exons. Gene Ontology annotation, cellular component: SMN-Sm protein complex; U4 snRNP; U12-type spliceosomal complex. Gene Ontology annotation, biological process: RNA processing; spliceosomal snRNP assembly. Gene Ontology annotation, molecular function: RNA binding. The coding region runs from base 28 to 453 and encodes 141 amino acids.
UAGCGGCCGGCCACCGGCCACCUGCGCAUGCUUAUUGUAGGGCGGGUUGUGGCGCCUGUAUUCCGCGGCCCCUGGGAACAAUCCGCCUCCAUCAUGAAGCUGGUCCGAUUUCUGAUGAAAUUGAGCCAUGAGACUGUGACCAUUGAGCUGAAAAAUGGAACCCAGGUACAUGGAACUAUCACAGGCGUGGAUGUCAGUAUGAAUACUCACCUGAAAGCUGUGAAGAUGACAUUAAAGAACAGAGAACCUGUACAGCUCGAGACACUGAGUAUCCGAGGAAACAACAUUCGCUACUUUGUUCUCCCAGACAGCUUACCAUUGGACACGUUGCUCGUUGACGUUGAGCCCAAAGUUAAAUCAAAAAAGAGAGAAGCAGUUGCAGGCCGAGGCCGGGGGAGAGGUCGAGGCAGGGGAAGAGGACGUGGGAGAGGCCGAGGAGGACCAAGGCGAUAAUAUUUUGUUCUGCUUUGUGGAGACAUUGCCGUUCAUGUUUGUACAAGUUUUGUUUACUUGAGGAAUUUUGCAUUAUUUUUGUUUUUAAUAAACUUAAUUCACAUGA